AUGAAAGGACAUGGGGCAGAAGAUUUGUUUAACAAUUUAUACAGCUUUCUGGAAGAAGCAAAGUUUGAUAUAAAAUAUUGCCGAGGUCAGUCCUACGAUAAUGCUAGCAAUAUAGCAGGAAAAUAUUCAGGGUUACAGGCACGCAUUCGAGAGAAGAACCCAUUGGCUGAAUAUGUGCCAUGUUUUGCACACUCCCUUAAUUUAGUCGGUGCAUCAGCUGUAAACUGCGUGACAACAGUGAGUGGAUUUUUUGAUUUUGUACAAAACUUGUAUGUCUUUUUAAUUGCAUCAACCCAACGGUGGGAGCUUCUAACCAAAGGAUUGGAUAGUAACCAGUUAGUUCUCAAACGCCUUUCUGAUACUCGAUGGUCAGCACAUUCUGCAGCAACUAAAGCAUUGAGCAAAGGCUUUAAAAAUGUUAAGACAGUGUUAGAGAACAUUGCUGAGGACCCCGAGGAGAAGGUUGAAGCUCGCACUACAGCUGCAGGAAUUGCAAAGAAGAUGGAUCAGUUAGAAUAUGGAAUUUUAUUAGAACUCUGGACACCCAUAUUAGAUCGCUUUCAUAAGACCAGUUUAAAACUGCAAAGUCCACAACUUGAUCUAAAUGAGGCUGUUCAACUGUUAACUUCACUAAAAGAAUAUGUAAAUUCACUUCGAGCACAGUUUGAUUUCUUUGAGAAGAAAGUAAAGGAAAUAACAGGGUCAACUUCUUAUAAAGAAGAGAAUCAGAGGAAACGAAAGCGAAGUGUUCAAUUAACCCGUCAUGAUGGAUCAGCUGAUGAAACAGUGUUUUCGGCACAACAGAAAUUUCGAGUCAUGGUUUUCUUGCCAGUACUUGAUCACUUGAGGUCAGCAUUAUGUAAACGAUCAGAGGCAUACAGUGGUGUAUGUGAUAAGUUUGGUUUUCUGAGAAACAUUCGAUCACUGGAACAGUCUGAUUUGCGAAGAGCCAGUAGAAACUUGAUAGAUACUUAUGUAGAUGAUUUGGAAGAGUUAUUUGAAGAUGAAAUACUUCACUUCAAAGAAUAUUUGUUAGCUGAUACGUACUUGCAUCAGAAUGAGAAAGAACUGAAAUGUAGCAUAGAGCUGUAUAUGUAUCGGGCUUUGAGAAACAGCAGUGCACUACAAGAUAUAUUUCCAAAUGUUGCCACAGCACUUCACAUAUACCUCAGUUUGAUGAUCACCAACUGCAGUGAUGAAAGAUCAUUCUCCUGCAUUGAAACUGAUAAAAAACUAUCUGCAAAGUGCUUUGGGUGA
Hydra vulgaris (swiftwater hydra) is the source of this 1257-nucleotide messenger RNA. RefSeq names its product zinc finger MYM-type protein 1-like. The record is from RefSeq and is a predicted model, not a curated record. NCBI's taxonomy places the organism in Eukaryota, Metazoa, Cnidaria, Hydrozoa, Anthoathecata, Hydridae.